AGGAAGGAAAAAAACGUGAAUUAAUUAUCAUUAUAACGGUGUGCCAUCAUUUUAAUUCAAAAUCUCUUUUUAUUCACCCAGCUGGAGUAUUUUUGUUUAUAUUUUGCUCGAGGCACAUGCAAACUAGAACUCGGAGGCCAAAACCAGCCGCACCAAUUGCAUUUGAAAACGUCACUUGAUAAGGAAGUAGUGCCCGCAUGCGAGCGUGAAUACCACGUUACAAAACCGAUUACUCAAUCCAGUUGAAUGAAGGAAUUUUCACAUUUUUAACGUGACGGAACAUAAUUCAUCUUCUGACUAUUAUUUGUGGGCGUGACCCCCUGUCACGAUGACAUGAUGGUUGACAGUUCUAUAAUGCACAUCCAACAAUGAAGCAAAUUGUGAGCUGAGGCCCAAGAUGAUGUUUCGACUCCAGCGUGUGAGCACCUGCUUUCGAAGGUUACUUCACAAGGUCCCCGUAAACCACGAUCAGGUUCUGGAUCAGUUGCGGAUCUGUUCUGCCGAAGACCAUGUGUUUGACUUGGUGGGUAAGAACAAGGCCAAGCUCACUGUGGACCACGUGAGUUUGGCCGUGAAGAUGCUGUGGUAUUUCCAGAAAGAGAAACCGCAAUUGCUAAGAACAGUUCAUCUCAUCAAGAAUCAUCCACAGUUCCUGACACUUCGGGUUCUGGCUGAGAACAAAAUUUCUCUCAUGGAUGACUUUAUGUUGGUGGACUUACUGUAUAGUUUCCUCAGGUUGAAUGUAGAUCCUCAUGACUCGCUUGUUCAGCAUUUGGUUUCAGAGGCUUGGUUAAGAUUAGACAAACUUCCAUUAACUUCCCUGUCCAAGUUUGCCAUUUGCCUUAGUGAUCAGCAACUUCAACAAAGUCCUCUAAUGGGCCACAUCACAAACAUUGUGGAUCAGAAGUUGUCGUCCAUCAAUGAUGCCAGAAUCCUAACGACGUUACUGAUUAGCAUUUCAUCCCUGGUGUCUCCCCGUCUACGGGAUGCCUUGAUUAGUCGAGCGGACCACCUCUUAGACAAGAUGGAUCCGUCAAACUACAACAACGCUCGCAGAGUGGUGCAAUUCCUGCGCAACAUCAAGUACAGCCACAGGCCUCUCCUGGAGAAAUGCAACCAGAUCUUCUUGCGCAACAUUCCCAGGCUGGAGGCGGAAAACAUCAGCAUUUUCAUGGGGCUGUAUCAGUCGCUGCAGUUCAACAACUGCGACUUCAGGCUGGCUGUGAAACUACGGCUGAUGGAACUCAUCGAGUCGAGCACGGAGCCCCUCUCCUUUACGAAAUUGUUUGCUGCUCUGGCACCCAUGGCCAGUCAGGAGAUCAGAGACGGUUUGGAGAGCACGGCGUUUCUCUUGGCUGAUGAGUUGAGCGCGCAGCAGGCGUUGGCCAUUGUUGAGACGCUGGAGGAGAUUCAGAGUAGGAACCUCAGCUUGAUAAACAAGAUUGUAACAGUAAUCCAAAGAAACCUCGACAUCUACAGGCCCAUGGAGAUCGGUAGAAUCACCCAAUCCCUUUACCAGUUGCAUUAUCCGAAUCCACAACUCUUCGCCAAACUAAGAAGCAUCUUAGUCAAAUUCUUAGAGUGCAGCGUCCUCCCCUACGAAGUGACCAUGUUGACCCGCGUCCUGUCCAUGCUUCCUUCACCGCGCCUGGAAGAAGCCGUGAUCUCGCGGGUGGACGCAGUGGUGUCCCAGUGCAACCUCAACGACCUCAGUAGUAUUUCCUCAGCCGUGGCCAGGUGGCUUCGCAACGACCCGUCGUAUCGCCACGGCGCCCCCGGCAGGUACGUGGGGCUGCUGCAGAGCCUCAACCGCUGCGGCCAGCAGAGGCUGCAGACGGCCGAGCGGCUGGACCUGCUUCUCGAGGAACUCAAGAGCAUCUCGGGGGAGUGGUUUGAGGAAAUGUUGCUGGACGACACCGUGGCUACGCUACAGAGGAUGAUGGACCAAAUCAACUGGACCAACGUGCCAGAUGUGUCCAUCUUCUUAACCAGAAUAAAUCAUCACUGUCCUCCCUUAAUGGAGCGGAUCGCCGAUGUGGCCAUUCAAGACAUCGACAAGAUUCACCACUCUGCAACGUAUGCCACCCUCCUUCCAUUUUCUAUCCUCAAUUAUGAUUCCGAAAAGGCGGACAAGUUAUACGAUGUUUGCGUACAGCGCUUCACUCCUCAUAUCAGAUCCUUUGACCCUCAUAUACUAGUUCUGCUGGCCUAUAACUUGUCGGUAGCUGCCUGUUUUCCCGAAGAACUACUCAAAGAAAUCUUCAGCAUAGAUUUUCUGGGAAAACUGGACACCCAGCUGGAAAUGCUACCUGAUGCCCUGAACAUGCGGACCCGGCUACGUCUCAUGGAGCUCAACCGCGCCGUGUGCCUGGAGUGUCCUGAAUUUCAGGUGCCGUGGUUCCACGAGCGCUACUGCCAGCAGAUGCAAAAGAAAGGGAACGGGGCUAUCAAUCCUGUACAGAAGCAGAUUCACAAAAUGUUGGGCGAAGUUCUUGGUGGGAUUAAUUUUGUCCGCGUUGCAGAGGUCACGCCGUAUUUUUACACUGUAGACUUUGAAUGCCUUCUGGACAAGCGGCUGCAGCCGUUGCCUUACAGCCAGCCGAGUGCUUUGCAGAUCUCGGACAGAGGGAAGAUCCACUGGGACUCGAACUCACUGGACGACAUCAGGAACGAAAUUCCACCGGGAGCACAACGUGUUGCUAUCAACUUCAUCGAUUCCAAGUCUUUCUGCAAAAACUCCCAGCAUAUAAAAGGGGAGGCCCUAAUGAGGAAACGGCAUCUUGAAAUUUUGGGAUAUCGUGUUGUUCAGAUCCCUCACUUUGAAUGGAACUCAAUGGAGCUUUCAACACUGGAUGCGUGGAAGGAAUACCUCAAAAAGAAAAUAUUUACAGAGCUUUUGCCCUAAAGGAUUUAUUUAUUGAAAUAACAGUUCUAAAGUCAACACUGUUUGAGCCUAGUCAUCAUUUUACAGAAGUAUCAUCAAGUGCUACUUAUUUAUAUUCAUCAUGUCAUGGAUAUUUGCUUUCAUAGAGUAAAAAAUAUUUUUUACAAGA
Molecule: messenger RNA, 3053 nt
Organism: Syngnathus acus (greater pipefish)
Lineage: Eukaryota; Metazoa; Chordata; Actinopteri; Syngnathiformes; Syngnathidae
Gene: fastkd1
Product: FAST kinase domains 1
Exons: 16
Coding region: 398-2905 (835 amino acids)
Biological process (GO): mitochondrial RNA processing; regulation of mitochondrial mRNA stability
Cellular component (GO): ribonucleoprotein granule; mitochondrial matrix
Molecular function (GO): RNA binding
Source: RefSeq, a predicted model, not a curated record